Adineta ricciae is the source of this 1803-nucleotide messenger RNA. The record is from the annotation of a GenBank genome assembly. NCBI's taxonomy places the organism in Eukaryota, Metazoa, Rotifera, Eurotatoria, Adinetida, Adinetidae.
AUGACAGCGCAAGUCUCGUUUGAGAACUUGCCAAGUGAAAUUCUUCUGAAUAUUUUGGAUUAUUUGUCCACAAAUGAGAUUAUCUAUGCAUUUCUCUGUCUCAAAUCAAAAUUUCGACGGUUUUUAUUCGAACAUGAGCGUUAUUUAAAUAACUAUGAAAUAGCAAUCGUCAAUUACGGCUUCUAUGAAAAGAUUUUGCCGAUUUUCAGUCCACGAGUUCGAAGUUUGACAAUUCCGACCACCGACCUCUCUUUCUCAUUGGAUAUCUUACCGAACUUACGAACUGUGAUCAUCUCUUCACCAUUUGGCUUAUCUGAUCAAUCCUUACAACGAUUACUUUCCUCGAAUCAGUUCCAAAACCUACGAGUAUUCAAGAUCCAAAGUGAAAAAUACUUAAAAUCUCGAUCGUCUAUACUUCGCGAUAAUUUCGAACAUUAUCUCUUCGCGAAUAUCUUUCAAAACCAAAACAAAUUACAAAUCUUUGAAUGCGCAUCAUUAAUCAGCUUGUUCAGUCGAAAGACUGUCUCAAACUUCCACCGAAAUCCUUCAUUAACCUCCUUAACAUUAUAUUUGAACGAAUUUCGCGAUAUAUUCAUCGUUUUACGCUACACACCGAAUCUAAUCCACUUAAAUAUCAAAACAGCGUUAUGUGUAAUCCAUCAGAAACACGAGCAAUGGUUCAAUAAUGAUCAAACAAAACUUCAGCGAUUGUAUUUAACAUUUGUCACCAAAGAUUCCAUGCAUACAGAGUAUACGACCAAUAAACUGGAUUUUCUUCAUUUAGUUAGUGAUAUUAAGUUAUUCUCUUCGACAUUGACUUGUCUAUCGAUGAAUUUCACUGAUUUGCAAAUCUACAGUACUGAUGAAUUUCCAUUCAAUGGUCUAAAAUUGCAACAUCAAUUGUUAGAGUCAAUGACAGAAUUGAAACAAUUCCAUCUCUAUUCGAAAAUUCAGCAACAAUUUCUUGAGCCAGAGAAUGUCUUGGCAACAUUUCAAGAUCAAUUUUGGUUCGAUCGAAAUUGGUCGAUUGGUAUGCAUGGCAAAUAUUUAUAUACGUUACCAUUCCAUUUUGAUGAACUACACGGUUUUCUGGAUUUUGAUCGUGUCAAAUCGAAUAACAAUAAAAUUCUCAAUUCGUGUGGAAUUUGGUCGAAAGUUAAAUUUAUUCAAUUAGCUCGAUCGAAUAGAUUCAAUCUUGGACUUAUCAAACAAAUGAAAAUCAAGUUUCCAAGAUUGAAUGCCAUACGAUUUCUUUCCAGUGGCUUGUAUAGUUAUUCCGAAGUGUUGGAACAGACAAAUAUCAACGAAGACGAAAUCUUAAGAAGCGUUUCGAUUGUCGAUCUAGAAGGCGGAUCAAUGGAGAAUAUAAAACAAUGGCUAGUUUAUGUGUUACCCAAUGUUAAACAUCUCAGUCUGUCUUAUACUGGACUUCCAUCGACCAAUAGUCAAUUAGUUCCGAUUUUGAAUGGCAGAAUCGAACGAUUAGAUAUUAUUGAACAAAGUAUCAUCGAACAGAUCAAUCGAACCAAUCGAACGUACUUCUCGAAUGUGAAAGAUCUUCGAUUGAUGAUUUAUAAUGUUGAAGGCAAGUUUCAUUGGUACGUGAAUACGCUGAUGAAGAUCUUGAGGAACUACAAACGUUUGAAUAUGUUACUCAUAUGUAUUGUUGAUGACGACGAUGUGCAGACAUUUCGCUCAUCGGAGGCGGAAUUAAGUAAAAUUAUUGAAUAUUUGAAAAUGAACGGAAUUGAGCGAUACUUUCAUAUCAAACGACAUCGAGAAUCAGCAGUUUUUUAUAAAUAA